Molecule: messenger RNA, 2717 nt
Organism: Ficedula albicollis (Collared flycatcher)
Lineage: Eukaryota; Metazoa; Chordata; Aves; Passeriformes; Muscicapidae
Gene: ETNK2
Product: ethanolamine kinase 2
Exons: 9
Coding region: 1-1293 (430 amino acids)
Biological process (GO): phosphatidylethanolamine biosynthetic process
Cellular component (GO): cytoplasm
Molecular function (GO): ethanolamine kinase activity
Source: RefSeq, a predicted model, not a curated record
AUGAAGGAAUACUUCCUCUGGAGAGCCGCAGUACCCAGAGCUGGCACGGGGGACAGCGGGGCUGAUUUCUUGUGGGGUGGCAGAGCCCCAAACCCCCUCAAGUCCCCAGAAGUGCCCAAAAUCCGGGCGGGAUGGGGCUCGGACCGGCAGCAGCCGCGGCUUGUGCGCGGGCAGGCGGCCAAGGCGGAGCGGCGGGAGAACAAAACCCCCUUUCCAUCUGCGAGGAGCCGUCAGAGCGAAUUUGGUGCCAAGUUGCUGAUUAAUUUUUUUGUUUGUUUGUUUUUCGGGAGCGAUUCCCGGCGCUGCUCCCGUGCCAAGGGCGCUGCUGGCUCAUCUGGCCUGAGCUCGCAGCUCUUCACCGACGGCAUCACCAACAAGCUGGUGGCGUGCUACCGGGACGAGGCCAUGGGGGACGCGCUGCUGGUGCGGGUGUACGGCCGCAGGACGGAGCUGCUGGUGGACAGGGAGACGGAGCUCAGGAAUUUCCAGGUGCUGCGAGCCCACGGCUGCGCCCCCGACCUGUACUGCGCCUUCCAGAACGGGCUGUGCUACCAGUUCCUGCCGGGAACGGCGCUGGGCCCCGAGCACGUGCGGGAUCCCCACAUCUUCAGGCUGGUGGCCCGGGAGAUGGCUCGAGUCCACGCCAUCCACGCCAACGGGAGCCUCCCCAGGCCCAUCCUGUGGCAGAAGCUGCACAAAUACCUCAGCCUGGUGAAGACAGAGCUCAGCCCAAAGGUAUCCAACCCCAGCCUCCCGCAGGACGUGCCCGGCCCCGCGGCGCUGCAGCAGGAGCUGGCCUGGAUGCAGGAGACGCUGUCGCAGCUGGGCUCGCCCGUGGUGCUGUGCCACAACGACCUCCUGUGCAAGAACAUCAUCUACGACAGCGCACGAGAGCGCGUGCGCUUCAUCGACUACGAGUACACGGGCUACAACUACCAGGCCUUCGACAUCGGCAACCACUUCAACGAGUUCGCGGGUGUGAAGGAGGUGGAUUAUGGCCUCUACCCCAGCAAGGAGAUGCAGCUGCAGUGGCUGCACUCCUACCUGCAGGCCUACAAGGAGCUCACCCAGGGGCACCCAGGGGACACCCAGGUGUCCGAGGAGGAGCUGGAAACUCUCUACGUGCAAGUGAACAAGUUCUCCUUGGCAUCCCAUUUCCUCUGGGCGUGCUGGGGCCUGAUCCAGGAUAAAUACUCGACCAUAGACUUUAAUUUCUUAAGAUAUGCAAAGCUAAGGUUUAAACAAUACUUCAAGAUGAAGCCGGUGGUGGCAGCCCUGCAGGUCCCCAAAUAGGCGCCACCCCGAGCUCUGCUGUCCUGGCCGUGCCCUCGCAGCCCCUCGCCCCUGGGGCCAAGAGGAGCCUGCCCCGGCCGGCACCGCUCCCAGGAGAGCCCGGACACCCCCGAGACUGGACCACGAGAUGCUGGAGAGGACCACGGCCCCGGCGAGGCCCCAGCCCAGGCGAGGGAGCCUCAGCGUCGCCUUAAAGCCGAGCCCCGCUCGGCGCCGGUGCCCGGCGGGUCCCCGCCCUGCCGGCACCGCCCCGCGGCCCCGGCGCUGUCCCCGAGGGGGGCACGGCGUCACCCCGUCUGCUCAGGAGCCCCCACGGCUGCCCCGUCACUUUGCUGUGCCCUCCGUCCCCUCCUGCCCCGCUGGGUGCCACCCCCGCAGCAGCACCGGGACCCUCUUCCGUCAGGGGUGGGAGUGCAGGGCAAGGGGCAGGGCACGGGAGCCUCGAGGGUCUGGCACCAGAGGGGCACUGGGUGUCCCCACAGCCGCCCCUGCGUGUCCCCACUGUCCCCCUCCCUGUCCCCACUGACCCCCUUAGCUUGGUGGCUUCACCCCCACACCCCCUGUGCUGCCUGAGCAGCUUCCCAGCUCUGCCUUCGCCCUCUGCCCCAGGGUCAGGGGGGGUCCAGGGGGGUCCGGGAAGGUCCAAAGGGGUCGGUCCUGCCUGUCCCCACCGCUGUCCUCCUCCCUUGGCCGUGUCCCCCCCACCCCGGGAGGAGCUGCCCCGCUCCAGGACCGGGCACAGCUUCACCCCCCAUGCGCUGCCGAGCCCCGUCCAGCUCAAUCAGAGCCCUGUGUCCCUGUCCUGGCUGUGGGGACAAGUGACAGUCCCUUGUCUGGGCACAGGGACCUCCCCCAGAGCCCUGUGUCCCUGUCCUGGCUGUGGGGACAAGUGACAGUCCCUUGUCUGGGCACAGGGACCUCCCCCAGAGCCCUGUGUCCCUGUCCUGGCUGUGGGGACAAGUGACAGUCCCUUGUCUGGGCACAGGGACCUCCCCCAGAGCCCUGUGUCCCUGUCCUGGCUGUGGGGACAAGUGACAGUCCCUUGUCUGGGCACAGGGACCUCCCCCAGCCAGACCCAGGGCUGCUGUUGGUGCAAAAUAAAAGCUGCUGGUAGCUGGAAUUUGGGGGUGGUGGAUCUGGGGGGGCUUGUGCUGGAGCAAGGGCAGCACCCCCGGGGUCUGGGGGUGCUCCUGUCCCUACUGUACCUGGAGAUGUCCCCACCCAACCCCAAUCUGGUGAAGCCCAGGCCCCGUUCUCUGCUCCAAAAAGUCACUUUUAUUGUGCCAAGGGACAGGGGGAGGAACGAUUGUAAACAGGGAUGUGAAAUAUACAGGUUAAGUUACUCAUUGUCUUAUUAACAAAAUAAAGCUCUAUCUAUAUUUACAAUCUUUAAAAAACAAAACAACAACCAAAAAAAAAAAAAA